This is a messenger RNA of Trichoplusia ni (cabbage looper), 381 nucleotides long. RefSeq lists its product as uncharacterized. The record is from RefSeq and is a predicted model, not a curated record. NCBI's taxonomy places the organism in Eukaryota, Metazoa, Arthropoda, Insecta, Lepidoptera, Noctuidae.
UAAAGUAGAAGAGGCGUCAGUGUUACGUCAGUGCGUGCACUCCGCGCAGCAGGAGGCGGCGAGCUUGCUGGCCGACAAGCAAGAGCUUUUGGAAGCCAUGCGUAUUUUACAGGAGCAGUUAGGUGGUUGUCGCGGCAAGAGAUAAGCGUCGCGAGGCGGUCCGCCGCAGGGCUGCCUCGACUGCACCGCCUGCUGCGGGGACCAGCAGACUUAGACGGUAUAUACUAUACUAGGUAAUGUUGUGACUACCCUACUCGUUCAUGAAUGUUGAAAGCUUUGAUGGGAAUUGUUGUUUGACGUGCUUGGACGAUGUUAUCUUUGAAUAAUCCGAAGUUUUGUCUAAGGGCAGCUUGUGACUGGUUCAGUAAACUUUUCAGAAGA